Doryrhamphus excisus (bluestripe pipefish) is the source of this 3039-nucleotide messenger RNA. The record is from RefSeq and is a predicted model, not a curated record. Lineage: Eukaryota; Metazoa; Chordata; Actinopteri; Syngnathiformes; Syngnathidae.
ACUGUUACAGAUACCGUGACUGUGUAAGCUAAAGCUCGGUUGAAAAGAAUACAGUGACGUGAGAGAGCAAUGGCGGAUGUCAGUUUGGUGCUCGGGCAGCUUCUGAGGCAAACCUACACCUGUCGGCCUUGCCGACACAGAGUUCUCAUCUACUGCGGGGCCCUUGUACUUUUCAUGGUGUCCAUCCACCAAGUAGGAGAGAGAGUGGCAAAGCAAAGUCUGGACCGGUCUCGCCAUAUGGUAUUAGACCUGCUCAAGAAAACUGAAGACUGUAAGUCAUUUCACAGCAGAAACUGUUCGCCAAUUCCCAUCGAUCUGGUGUACACUUGGGUUAACGGCACAGACGAGACCCUACUGAGGAACCUUUUGGUGGCCAAAAAGCAACUGGCAGAAAAAGAACGAGCUGUGAGAAAGACGCCACAAUGCCGGCUCUCUAACUGCAUUUCAGCACCCAUGCUGGUGCUCGAACCUGCCGUGCCGGCUAGUUUCAAUGCUGGCGAGUUGUCCUCAAUCUCGCCCUACUUCUCAUCUGCAAAGGCACUGCUGAAACUCAUGAAACCUCUCAAAACAUCUGACACCGUCUCCGUGGUUAUCUUCCAUUCACAGACUGAAGCUGAAAAGGCUUUGGCAAACACGCUCAAAGAAAACAAGACAUUCUCAGUCACCAAGUGUUACCUGACCACAGACAAAGAUGCUCCGCAUGUCAUCCGAAUGCGGACCGUGGCUUUCCUGAGUGGCUUCACUGGCUCCUUCAAAAUGUCAGAGGCGCUGCGAGCCAAAUUACCUGCCGCCAUUACCAAGAAGAUAACCGCGGUUGAGUUGUACAGGAAGGCCCGCAUCGCUUUGCUCUACUUCAGAAGCUCACAAGACUUGACUGAUCUCCUCCAGGAAGCAAAACAGGGAAAAGAAAGCACACAUAAAAUGACACUGAAUGGGAAGGAGCUGGUCAUCAGCCCCGUGUACUUAUUCUGGGACCUGAGCGCCAUCAUCAAGAUGCAGCCCGUGCCUACAAAAAAAGAGACCAGAGAUUUUCUCACAGCCAAUCGCUUCGAGGACAAUGAUGCACUCCGACAUUCUCUGCGCUCUGUGGAGAAAUUCGCUCCCUGGGUGCGACACAUCUUUGUCGUCACUAACGGACAGAUUCCUUUCUGGCUCGACCUGAGCAAUCCUAGACUUUCAAUUGUCACACAUAAGGAAAUCUUUCUGAACCACAGCCACCUCCCCACCUUCAGCUCAGGUGCUAUAGAGAGCCACCUCCACCGCAUUCCGGGAAUCUCGCAGAAGUUUAUUUACCUCAACGAUGACAUUAUGCUUGGCAAAGACGUCUGGUUGGAUGACUUCUACAACCCAUCAAACGGACAGAAAGUUUAUGUCACCUCGCCUAUUCACCCUUGUGCCCAGCACUGCCCAGAAACCUUAAUCGAGAACGGGCGCUGUAACCCCCAGUGUAACAACGCUGCCUGUGAUUGGGAUGGAGGAGACUGCAAGGCAAGAAAGCAGAGGUCCUUUCAAGACCAAUUUGAGGAAGAUGAACAUCUUCAGCAAGCUGGUCACAAGCUGCAGAGCACUUUCAGCGAAUCGCUACGCUUCGUCAACAGGCUGUACAACCGCAAGUUCGGUAUCAUGACCCGAAAAUCUCCUGCACACACACCGCAUUUGUUUGACGUAUUUAUCAUGCAAGAGCUGCAAGACACAUUCCCAAAAGAAUUUGAGAAGACCUCGAGCCAUUAUGUGCGUCAAUCGGACGACAUGCAGAUUUCCUUUUCCUACUAUUACUUCCUGAUGAGCGCCAAGCACAAAGUCAACAUCUCAGAGGUGUUUGACACGGCUGACAAAGAUCACUCUGGUAUUUUAUCCGAGAGUGAGAUUCAAGAUCUCGGCAGGAGAAUCCAAAAGGAAACGAUCAAACCCACGGACUUUGAAGUUCUGAAGAAGCAGUUGAUCACCUGCUGUAGAACACUUUCAUCGGAAGUCAACGGCACGAUGAACCAUCCUCCGAUCACAAAAGACCUGGUACUGAACUGCAAGCCUGUCGCUGAUCGCAUCCACAAAGCCUCCACAGACCCAAAGUACAAAUAUCAAGUCAUGGGGCAGCAGGACAUACAUUACAAGUUUCUUACCAACAACGCAACCAACGCCAGUCAUCAGUUCAAAGAUGUUUUAACCCAUCCCAAAAAGUUCAUCUGCAUCAAUGAUGGAAUAGAUCACACUGAAAGCACAUCCAAGGAAGUGAAAGCAAAGCUGGGGAAAUUCUACCACGACAUGUUCCCACACCCUUCUACCUUUGAGCUGCCCAAAAAUAAAUCCAACGGGAUUUUGUACAGAGACGAGCUCUGGGAAUGGCAAGCCUACCAAGAGAAGUUGAGGUUCUACAGAUAUUGUGUUAUUGGGACCCUGAUUGUCUUAAUUCUCAAGUUCCUCUUCGGAAAGAUCACUCACUUGGAGCAACGGCUGCUGCACAGACACAAGGAGGUGAAAGUCGAAAAUCGAACAUGUUGAUACUUUUUCAUGUGAAAAAGGAAUUCUUUCAAUUUUGUUAAGGUUGAACACAAUGAAACACACAACAUUCGUUCACAGUGGGACGACUGACAUACCUUUAAACCAGUGACGUGCAGUUAGGUUGACAUGGCUGGUGAGGCUUUUUCUUAAUGUUAACACAGGUUGCUCAUUAAGACGAGAAACAAAAGAAAGUGACAAAUUUAUUUUGGUGAAAAAAAGAUUCAGAUACAUCUUAUGCAUUUAUUUUUUUAUUAACUGUAAAACAUUUGCAUUCUUAUCUUUCAUCUGUAAGCAAAAUGAAAGGAUAAGAACAGGCUCUCAGUAUAAUACAGUGAAAUUGUAAAUAAUAAAAUACAUUAUGUAAAGUCUCACUUUUGUGAUUUUUUUAUUGUAUAAUGCCAGAAAAACCUGUUGAUGACGUAGAAUUGGUCAUUAGUCUGGGAUCUAUGAUCUUGACGAUGCCUCCUCAGCUACUCCAUGAUGGGUUAAAUGUACAUUCUGUAUAUGCUUGCAUAUCAUAAUAAAAAUCUUGAUUAUAGU